UUGCCCCUCUAUCAAUUCACUUGUGCUUUGUUGGCGUUCAUAUCAUGGACCCUCCCCCACUUGCCCCGCUGUUCGCUUUAAUAGCCCUUUAAUUCCGUCCACAUCCUCCUUUCUUGAGCCAUCUUGGAAUAAAAAUAUCAUAUCGAGCAAAAGUCUCCCUGGAAUCGAGCUCAUCUCUUCGAUAUUGUCCGCCUUCUUCCUAGGACCUCAUCCACAGAAUCUUUUCAAGAUGCAUGCACAAACGAGACCAUGUAUCGCGAUAAUUUCAUUUGGAACAAUGGGUGCACCGCUCGCCAGGAUCCUUAUCCAGCAAGGAUAUCGCGUCUUGACAUGCCUUGAAGGGCGCAGCGAAAAGACCAAAGCUCGUGCUGCCAGCGUUGGCGUGGAGAGUCUCUCAAUUUCUGGAAUAGUACAGCAAGCUACUUUGAUACUGUCCAUUGUUCCUCCUGCGGAUGCCAUGAUCACUGCGCAAUCGUUCGCCGAAGCUGUCAAGCAAGUGUCAACGAGCUGCAACCCACUUCCGGCUUAUGUGGAUCUCAAUGCUACUUCUCCCCCUCAAAGUCUUGCAAUUGCAGACGUUAUUACCGCGGCAGGCCUUCGAUACGUCGACGGUGGCAUCAUUGGCUUUCCCCCAUCUGAGCUGGAAGAUGGUACUUGGAAGAAACCCACGGUCCUUAUUUCCGGACCCAAGUUGGCUGAUUGCCUAUCUGGCAAUGAGGAGGCUGCCACUGAACUCGCCACUGUAUUGAAAGUCCGUCAUAUCUCCGAUGCGAUUGGUGCUGCGAGUGGAUUCAAGAAUUGCUUUGCGUCAUAUUAUAAGGGCCAGGUGGCCAUCACACUGCAGGCAUUCACCACUGCGCAGACCUUGGGCUGCUUACCCUUUCUGAGAGAGAUGCUUCACUGGCAUGUCCCCGAGGUGGCUCCUAAGCUCGAGGCGGGUGUACUGAAUAUGCAGCACAAGGCAUUCCGAUGGAUUCAUGAGAUGGAGUCUAUUAGCGAUACUUUUCACUCCAAUGGUCUUUGGAGUCCGGAUCUUUUCAAGGGCGUGGGAGAAGUAUAUCAGGUCGUUGACCAAGAGACGGAUCUUGGCAAGCAUGGGAAAGAUACCGUCGAAGAAGUCAUUUCGGAGAUAUGCGCUGGGCUGGAGAGGCGCAAAUUGAAGGCGGAGUAAUUGAAAUUUUGAAUGGUUGAUCGGUAGCUGCGAAUUUAAGCUGGGACAAGAUACCUUACUUGCUGGAUAUUUUUAUUGGUAACUUUUUAAUUUUUGAGGAUAUAUGGAGAUGAUAUUUUUCUAUAGAUAAAUUUCACAAAUGAGAUAAUACGAGGGAUUGACUAUUUGAAUGUCCUCUUCGGCAUUAUUUUCCUUCCCGAG
This is a messenger RNA of Xylona heveae TC161, 1372 nucleotides long. RefSeq names its product 6-phosphogluconate dehydrogenase C-terminal domain-like protein. The coding region runs from base 230 to 1171 and encodes 313 amino acids. Gene Ontology annotation, molecular function: oxidoreductase activity; NADP binding. The record is from RefSeq and is a predicted model, not a curated record. The transcript has a single exon. NCBI's taxonomy places the organism in Eukaryota, Fungi, Ascomycota, Xylonomycetes, Xylonales, Xylonaceae.